UUUUCUCCUGGAUUUAAAACCAACCAUUCUCUUGAGGACAUAUUUAAAAACCUUGGAGCACCCUAACUUGUGAAAAUGAGGGCAGUGUUUGUGGGUUUGGUCCUACUCUCUCUCGUCUCUGUCAGCUAUGCUGACUGCAAUGCUGCAGAAAUUGAAGAAGGCGUGACUCACUGUCAGGAUCUUGUGGAUGGAACGUGGCACAUGGUUGGAUCCAUGUGGACAAACAGCAAGUGUGAACAGUGCUCAUGCAGUGCUAGUUAUCUUGCUUGCUGUGACGGAUUGCCAACGGGCGUUUCCAAAGACUGCACGAUCGAAUUUGAUUAUGAAACCUGUACAUUUGAUCUGAUUAAUAAUAUCAUUCCAGGUGGAUCAUGUUCCGUUGAUGAGAAGUGAUUGUAAAGAUGAACCGAAUGAAGGUUUAUCAAGGAUGUCAGAGACCAGAAACAGAAAAACAAUAUGCUUAAUGUUAUCUUGAACCUAUUCUUAACCUACAAUAAACCAUUAUUGAAGCAUUA
Silurus meridionalis is the source of this 515-nucleotide messenger RNA. RefSeq names its product beta-microseminoprotein-like. The record is from RefSeq and is a predicted model, not a curated record. The coding region runs from base 76 to 393 and encodes 105 amino acids. The transcript has 4 exons. NCBI's taxonomy places the organism in Eukaryota, Metazoa, Chordata, Actinopteri, Siluriformes, Siluridae.